AUGACCAAUCUCACAAGAAAACAACAAUACAACAAAAUGUCAAACACUCCUAUAGUAUAUUACAACCCGGAUUGUACAUUUUGUAAAUUAAUCAAUGGUGAUAUUCCAUCGUACAAGUUAAUUGAAACCCAGUACUCAUAUUCGUUUCUAGAUAUCCAUCCAAUUGCGGAAGCCCACAUUGUCAUUGUUCCGAAAUACCAUGGCAAGUAUCUUCAUAAUAUUUCUGACCAAUAUUUAGUUGAUAUUCUGCCAAUUGCGAAAAGGUUCGCCAAAACUCUAAGGUUACAAGAAGAUGAGAACGGUAUGGGAUAUAAUUUGUUACAGAAUAACGGAAGAAUAUCAGGACAAGUUGUUGAUCAUGUCCAUUUCCAUUUUAUUCCUAAGAGAGACCGUGAAACGGGGUUAAGGAUCGGAUGGCCAGCCAAGACGGCCGAUAAGGAUACGUUGAAAGAAUUACAAAAACAUAUCAUGGAUUCACUUGAAGGGAACGCCUAA
Molecule: messenger RNA, 495 nt
Organism: Naumovozyma dairenensis CBS 421
Lineage: Eukaryota; Fungi; Ascomycota; Saccharomycetes; Saccharomycetales; Saccharomycetaceae
Exons: 1
Coding region: 1-495 (164 amino acids)
Biological process (GO): nucleotide metabolic process
Molecular function (GO): catalytic activity
Source: RefSeq, a predicted model, not a curated record